This is a messenger RNA of Hypoxylon fragiforme, 3731 nucleotides long. RefSeq names its product fungal-specific transcription factor domain-containing protein. Gene Ontology annotation, molecular function: zinc ion binding; DNA binding; DNA-binding transcription factor activity, RNA polymerase II-specific. The coding region runs from base 664 to 3273 and encodes 869 amino acids. The record is from RefSeq and is a predicted model, not a curated record. The transcript has 4 exons. Gene Ontology annotation, biological process: DNA-templated transcription; regulation of DNA-templated transcription. Lineage: Eukaryota; Fungi; Ascomycota; Sordariomycetes; Xylariales; Hypoxylaceae.
CUCAAUGCGAUCGAAUCUGAUAUUUUAAUUAUAUUUUUGUUUGUCUUCUUUCUUUCCCUGAAUAAACUCACAGGCCUACCUGCAACUUACCUUAUCUUGUACAUACCUGUCAGGUACCAAACACUUACACAACAGUCCGCGAUGUCCAGGAUGUUCACGAUGUCUAUUUAGCUGUUUAUCCUUCACUCCAUCCAUUCUUAAGCAUCAUCUAGUGACAAAGAUAUGCAGUAUAUGCCAUACCUACCUAGUGCCUACCUACCUAGUACACAUGUAGCACCUAGUAUUCAUUGUGUUGUUUAUCUUCACCGAAUUUGACCAAUCCAAAGAGGCGCCUCCCAGCGAGCUUCAAUAGAGCCCCGCGCAUUUUCACCUCAUCCAUUUUCUAACUAACUUCUAUGGUUGACAAAGUCCCAAUCAUCGCAUACUAUUCACUCGUUGCUUAACUCUCUUUCUCUUUGAGAAAUAUCCUAUUAAUCCACCACACACACCAACAAACCACAGAGAUAGGUCUCUUAACAAAAUAAAAAAAGGACACAUAGGCGACAAGACCUUUUUCGCCACUCCUAGUCCUCCUAGUCGAUAUUAGCUACCUGCCUAAUAAAUUUUUGCAUGAAUUUCUAUCUCUCUACACUGACUAUGUCCUUUCUGGAUUGAGCCUCUACCAUGGAGGGAGACUCUGAAAGUGGCCCCUCAACCGGCCAGACAUCCGGAUCGUCUAGACCCACCCCGAAACAUGAAGCGCCUGAAGCUUCCGGCGUAUCUGGUGGUGGUGCUGCGAGCUCUCAGUUGUCGAAGCGAAGGAGAGGUCUAGGCGUCGUCACGCCUAAUGCAUGUACCGAAUGUCGAAAGAAGCGCGCAAAGUGCGACGGCCAGAAGCCAUGCGGUCGGUGUAAGACACAGAAGGAUGUCGAAUGUAUAUACGAGAUCCCCGUGCGACAAUCCAAGGAGACAUUGCGCCACGAAAUCGACGCUCUGCGACGUCAGCAACGCCAAAGCAACUCUGUUCUAUCUGCUCUCGUCCGCCCCGAACUAGUCGAGGAGAUCUUACAGAGGCUCCGGCAAGGACAGUCUGUGCAAGGCAUCUCUGAAUGGCUAGAUGCUGGUACUGCUUUCCCAUCUACUAGGAGUAACCUGCCUAGCUUUGCGCAACCAACCGAGCCGAGGAGCGGAGUAGCCGUAGCCCCUAUGACGACCUAUGGUGGAACGUUGCCAGGCGCUGGAGGCUAUAAUGGCAUAGGAAUGAGUCCAGUCACGGGCCAGGCGCACGGCAUGAACCAGGAAUUCGAGUCUAAUAGCCUGUGGAAUUUCUCGGGGCAGAGUCAGACUGUGUCGACUCGUAGCGACUCACACCCUGAUAUCAUGCAAUGGACGGCCGAGGCCCCUCCAUCCUCGCGUGUCGGUAUGUGGCUACAAGACCAAUCUUCGCCAACUACAGAUGCGCCUCGAUAUCGCGGAGUUGAUCAAGUCUUAGCACCUUUGAAUUCUCCCGAGAUGAAGAUCGCCACUGGAACAUGGACCAGCGUUACCACUGAUGCUGCUCUAAUGCAGCAUCUUCUUGCGCUCUACUUUUGUUGGGAAUAUCCAACAUUCGCCUCUUUUAGCAAGGAGCAUUUCCUCAAAGACUUUCAAAAGUUGCGCAAUCGGUACUGCUCGCCGAUACUAGUUAACGCUCUCUUAGCUCUCGGGUGUCGAUUCUCAACCCAGCCAAAUACGCGCGCAAAUCCAAACGAUCCCCGUACGGCGGGUGACCACUUCUUUAAGGAAGCUCAAAGGCUUUUUUAUCGAGAAAAUAAUCAUCACAAUCUAACCACGAUUCAAGCACUAGGAAUAAUGUCGAUUCGAGAAGCAAGCUGUGGAAGGGAUUCCGAGUCCUGGUAUUACGCCGGACAAAGUAUACGACUAGCGGUCGAGAUGGGACUACACCGAAUUCAGAACGAGGGCGACGAUGACGAGAUAGCCGUCCAGGGCGCGACAUUCUGGGGCGCUUUUGCUUUGGAUCACGCAUGGUCCCUCGCGACUGGCUCUUUGCCUCAAUGCUCUUGUUUCCCGCAUUUGCCGCCUAAACCCGCUGUUAUCGAUGAUAUAGAAGCUUCUUUAUGGGUACCAUAUACCGAUGACGGGGCUCCUCUCCAACGGUCUUGUGAGCAACCAUCUAACGUCCGAUCCGUCUACAAAUGCUUCUGCGAGCUUAGCGAGCUAGUCCACCAGUCGCUAUACGUCUUACACUCCCCCGGAAAACCAGUUUCAAGUCGAGAUUUACUCAGCAUCUAUACACAAUAUUUGAACUGGUACGACAGGAUCCCCGAGGUUCUUCGACUAGGGCACAAUUUUACACCUGCUGUACUUUUCGCCCACAUGUACUAUCAUUUUGCUAUCCUCCUCCUAUUCCGGCCCCUCAUAAAAUUACGAAUUAUUGGUUCAGGUAUCCUUCCACGUGACGUCUGCGUUCAAGCCGCCGAUGCCAUCCAAGGCCUGCUUCGAUCAUACUCUCAAUUGUAUACGCUAAGACGAACACCAUCGUUUGUACCAUACUUUGUCCUCACGUCUUCUAUCAUGCACCUCGCCAUUGGCGCAGAGGCUAUUAGGGGACAACCUACUUCUCCGACAGAAAUGUCGGAUCCCUCGACGGUUAAGCCCGAAGAUACUGAUAAUGAGCAUAGUCUAAGACGUUUAUCUACUAGCCACAGGGACGAAGCAGAGCCGACGUCCCCGUCGAGCACAACCACCGCGAAAUUAAGUCCCAAGGUGGCAGAAUCCCUUAAGCAGGGGAUUUCACACUUGACAGAGAUGGCACCAUGUCAUCACUUCGCACACCAAGCGCUAAAUAUCUUACAAUUCCUUGCCAAGAAAUGGAACAUCGAAGUAGAUAUCCCACCCGACAGUGGUGUGUCCAAGGAAAUAGACAAUUCAGUUCGGCCAAAUACCAGCAGUCUUAAUUUCUUUGCACCUAACGUCAAUGAGGACGAUUUUCUUUGCGCAUGGGGUACACGAGAUAUCGGCGGCCCAGGGGGUGCGUUCGGAAAGCCUAUCUCUCCAUCGCAAACUCAUUUCGAUCACGCAGAAAAGAUGCAAGGGAUUGUUGCAGAGGGUCAGGCUACAAAUCGAGAAGAACAGUACCCCUUACCCAUUGUCGACUCUGGAAGGGUACGAGGUCCUAUUGCACAUACUGCCAAAAGCCUAGAGAAUCCUCUAUUCUGGCCGUUCCCAAUGCAAGGCCGUCCAAUGCUACCGGAAGGUACUGAACUCGAGAAAGCCGGUUUCCGCCCUUUAUGACCUCGAAUCCUUGGACUCAGCCUCACAACUAGUUGUGGGCAUGGACCCCGAACUGCUUUAUGCCCGAUUCGUGGUUAAAUCAACCGUUGAUUAAAGAGAUUAUCUAGCGUUGGAGUAUUGAAUGUGAGCGGGAGGGAAAUCUGUAACAUGAUUUAUGAAUAUAACUCCUUGGUUUGGGGUGGCGGAUUUUGGGUAAAAAAAAAAACAUGAUCUUGGAGCUUUGGGAUGCCAAUAUUAUGAUACCCUUCACAUACAAACGCGCUCUGGUUUAGACAUAGAUCUAUGGUUGAGUUUGUAACUCGGAAACUCUUCUGUGUCGCUUUUAGACAGAUAAGCGGCAAUACGGUGGAUUUGGGAUGGAAAAUUCAACAACAAGCCCACCCCCCUCAACAUGACCACUUUUUGUGAUCCCUCUGAGUUGUCUGCUAAUCUUGAUUUUCCUUCUUGUCAGGUAUUUU